CUUUAACGUCGAGGUAUAUAGUGGCGCACGCUAUCGUGUCUUUAUUCUUUUUUUCAGAUGAGCCCUACGGUUAUCUUCUAGUUUCCAAAGAGGCAAGUUUUAUUUGUUCCCUUUCAUCGUUGGCGCUGACUGCGCAUGCGCUAUGAUUCCGCGUGCUUCUGUCACGAUACAGACGCUAGUGCUCCAGAGGCGCCGAAACAGCCAUGGCUGAAGAAAGCAACGACGGGAACACGCCUCCUGCUUUUACCUUUGACGAGGAAGCAACCCCGAGCACAAGCCAGGAAUUCUUCGAGGGCACUUUGUGUACGUCCGACUAUUGUGCUACGAUUUGUGACGACUCCUUCGAAGACCAGUGGAACCUGUUUAACAGCCUCAAUGAUUCCAAGGACGUUACGGGCCAUACACAUGUCACUGAAAGCGGAAUCACCAGCUCCCCACCUUUGGCGUCCAGCAGCAGCAGCAUCAAUCAUGCACAGCCCAGUACAAGCCGCGCUGGCGUGGAGGAAGCAUCGGCCAUUCCGGAAAACAUUGCUAGCAUUUCUGAGGACGUCGGGCGGUACCAGGGUAACACGGAACCAAGGCCAAUAACCGACCAGACUUGCAAAGCCGACGGUGUCACUGACAAUAGUAGCACAAGUUACCUGCACCUGGAGUCCACCACCAGCAUCGAUAACGCAAGGCCCAGCACUAGCCGUGCUGGCAUGGAGGAUGCAUCAGCCAGUUUUGAAGACGGCGCCACGUAUGCUACUGGAACCGGAGAAAGGGAACCGCGAGUGUCCUGCGGUGUCAGUGGAAAGGUUUCCAGAAGACGGGGCACCUCACACGGGCAACCCAACAAGCACACGGGCGAUACAACCCCCACUUUCAGAGCACGUGAUCGAUCAUCUGUUAAGAUGUCGGGCCACAAAUGCGAAACAUGUGGUAAAUUAUUAAGCAGAGCUGAUAGUUUACCAGCACAUUACCGCACGCAUACAAGCGAGAGACCCUACAAAUGCGAAAUAUGCAAGAAAUCAUUCGCGCAUAGGGGGAGUUUCUAUAAACAUCAACAGAUUCACACAGGAGUGAAACCCCAUGUCUGCCAAAUAUGUACUAAACCAUUCAAAAACAAAGUGGACCUUAAGUGUCAUCUCAUAUCACAUAGUUCCGACAGACCUUUCGUUUGCGACAUCUGUAAUCGCUCCUUUAAGUGGAAAGCAGAUCUCCGAAGACACCGCAAAAGAACUCACUAGGCUAAAAUCUCGUACGAGUGCAAGCCCUGUGGAUUUCGGUCCGCAAAGAAAGAAAACCUAGCCGCACAUCUGUGUAAGAAUAUUAGUUGCCAAUUGUGUGUAGAUUCGUUUAGAGACGCAGCUCAACUGAUUGCACAUCACGUGGCGCAUAUGGGUAGCAAUCGUAACAAUGUGACUAGUGCGCAAGUGAAGUAAAUCGCCUACGUGUUUUGCAUAGGAACGUGACCAUGAAGCCGUGCAGGAAAAUAACGCUGACAUUGUCCCACAGGGGCGAGUAACUAUCCGAGCGCGUCGUGUCGACAGACGGGCUUCUUUUCACGUUUAAAACUGCUGAGUGAAACACAAAGCUUCGAGGAUGGCACUUGAUUUUUCGAAAUUACGUGACAGAAACGUCGUCUCCAGCCGAAUUUGGGAUGUUGCAAUGUCAUUGUUAACUGCAGGUCCUGACUAGAGCUAACUGUUUCCCAAACUAAGUUGUCUCGCCAACGUAGCUUUAGCAAACUAAUUUCUAGACAAACCCUAAUGGGCUGCAACUUUGUCUUUGUGUAACUAGAAGGCUGAAUGUUCGCACAAGAUCCUUGACUCCUCGUUUAGUUUUGUGCAAGCGCUUUGACAGCGUACUAGUAAAUAAGCUUUAACUAGCCAUGCUUUUAAUGAUUCUGCAGUGCGAAUAGAAGGGGGGACCUCACAUGAGGAACCCUUUAAAAAAAGAGGCACUGCGUUCCUUUCAACUAAUAAUUAUCUAACCUCUGCUAAUAUAUGAGGUCCUCAGGCAUUGCUGCCUUUCAGACACAAUUUUUACAAUUAUAGACACAGGUAUGGGAAAAUUUAUUUCCCUUACAUAUUGUUCAAUACACGCAAUGUUUUGGUUCUCUCUAUGGAUCUUGUACUCAUACCGAAGAUUUUUGUUCUUUAUCAUGCUGAUGACAACAGUGAGACUGUAUUAGACACAAACCGUUUGGAGCUUAAAUAUACAUGUUCUUCCACUGCCAGUAUUUUAAAUGUUUUUAUAUAUAGCUAGAACCUCGGUCAAUUUUAAGGUACAGUUGCUUAUUCACUCGUAAGUCGUCUCUUUUGACUUGCGCACCAAUCUAGUUACAGCUGUGCAAUGUUUUAACCUGAUCUGACAAACGUAUCCCUGCGAGCAACUACAGGACGAUUGAGAUACAGGUUUUAGUUAAUAUUAUUGACCCGCGUACUUCUAUAUCUUUUUCCAGUGAACCCGUCUCGCCGAAUAGCAAAUGUUAAGUUACAGUUCAGGGCACGAGGCACCAGCAUGUAUAGGACAUUCUGCAAUUGUCGAGCCUUUUGUAAUCAAAUUGCGCACAAUGCAAAUACAGUUGUGCAUUCUGGAAGACACGCGAGCACCAAUUAUAACGCUGGAAUCAUCUACAAAAAAAAAGCGAGAAAAGCCGAUACUCGUUAAUCGCAAAUCAUUUGUUCAACGGUCGACUCAUGCAGCCGGCACCAUCUUUCUGCCCGAAUGUAACUUGUUCUGUUGGUUCCGGUUCGCCCAAUAAAGUCUU
Dermacentor andersoni is the source of this 2755-nucleotide messenger RNA. NCBI's taxonomy places the organism in Eukaryota, Metazoa, Arthropoda, Arachnida, Ixodida, Ixodidae. The record is from RefSeq and is a predicted model, not a curated record.